Pieris macdunnoughi is the source of this 1563-nucleotide messenger RNA. NCBI's taxonomy places the organism in Eukaryota, Metazoa, Arthropoda, Insecta, Lepidoptera, Pieridae. The record is from the annotation of a GenBank genome assembly.
AUGGCCUGCCUUCCCUUCCCGAGCCAGGAGUAUGUGCCCGUCGCCGAGUUUUACGCCGAGAAGUCUAUAUUUGUCACGGGGGGCACGGGAUUCAUGGGAAAGGUGUUAGUCGAGAAACUGUUGCGAAGCUGUCCCAAAAUAAAGAACAUAUAUUUGUUGAUGAGGCCUAAACGGGGUCAGGAUGUGGCGUCACGGCUUAGCGAACUUACACAGUCACCGUUAUUCGAGACAUUAAGAAGAGAGAGACCGCAGGAGUUGACCAAAAUAGUUCCGAUAGUGGGGGACAUUACGGAGCCGGAGUUGGGCAUCAGCGCUGCCGAUCAAACCAUGCUGUGUCAAAAGGUGUCAAUAGUUUUCCAUUCGGCUGCAACUGUCAAGUUUGAUGAGAAGCUGAAGCUAUCGGUAACCAUCAAUAUGCUGGGAACUCAACAGUUGGUUCAGCUGUGUCAUCGUAUGCUAGCUUUGGAAGCCCUAGUACACGUUUCAACAGCGUACUGCAACUGCGAGCGCGAAGCAGUCGAGGAGAGAGUGUACGCGCCUCCAGCACACCCGGAACACGUUGUCACACUGGUGCAGACGCUGCCAGAUGACCUGGUCGAUAGGAUCACGCCAGAUCUAGUCGGUGACAGACCAAAUACAUAUACAUUUACUAAAGCAUUGGCGGAAGACAUGCUUAUCAAGGAAUGCGGGAAUCUGCCGGUUGCCAUCGUCAGACCUUCGAUUGUGCUGUCCUCUGUCAAAGAGCCCGUGAAAGGAUGGGUGGACAACUGGAAUGGUCCCAACGGGAUAAUUGCGGCGGUUGGAAAGGGUGUCUUCAGGUCUAUGUUGGGCACUGGGAAUAAGGUGGCAGACCUGGUUCCAGUGGAUACUGUGAUUAAUCUGAUGAUAGUCUGCGCUUGGAGGACGCAUUUGAGACGUGGCGAAGGGGUAGUGGUGUAUAACUGUUGUACCGGACAACAGAAUCCCAUCACGUGGCGUCGCUUUGUCAAGACCAGCUUUAAAUACAUGAGAAAACAUCCUUUUAGUGGCCUAGUGUGGUACCCUGGAGGAGACAUCACGAACAAUCGUCUCAAACAUCGGAUUCUGAUGUUACUUCAGCAUCGGGCACCGGCAGCUCUCUUUGAUAUCCUCACUGCUGUCACGGGAAAUAAACCUUCAAUGAUGCGCGUUCAAAGCAAAUUAGAAAAGGCCUCGUCCUGCUUAGAGUAUUUCACCACGCGGCAAUGGGCCUUCAGCGACGACAACGUGAAGGCUCUCUGCACCUAUCUCUCGCCUCAGGAUAGGACCACUUUCGACUUCGACGUCAGCAAGAUCGACUGGGACGCGUAUAUCGAGUCGUACGUUUUGGGGAUCCGGAGGUUUCUCUUCAAGGAGAGCCCCGAAACGUUGCCAAAGUCGCGAGCUAUUUUAUGGCGGUUACACAUAGUUCAUACUUUAACCAAAGUGGCGACAGUUUUCAUCCUUUGGCGAUUUUUGUUCAGCCGCUCGAAUGCUCUUCGAACGCUUUGGCAUCGAAUCUGGGACUUAUUAUCUAGAAUUGCCCGCCUCCUACCGAUCGCCUGA